CGUAGUUAUUGAAAGUACUAUUGAAAAUUGAUAGAAACAUACACUAUUUUCUUUCAGUGGGUAAUUCGUAGUUGAAUCUUAAUUGGCAUUUGGUUGGGCAGUUGGGACAGCCAUUUCUGCUCUCAUCUCUACGAAAACAUGAAGUUCGGGAAGGAACUGGCUUCCCAGAAGGUUCAGGAAUGGGGGGAAGCAUACAUGGAUUACAACUCUCUAAAGGGAGUUCUGAAAGAUAUCUCCAGAUUCCGGCGACGGAAUGCGGCGGCGCAAUCAUCUGUUCCGGCGGCGGCGACGGCGACGCGGAAGAAUUCGUUGAAGAGAAGGCUGUCAAUGUACCGAGCUUUCAGCGGAUUGACGAAUCGAUUGAGCAGCCCGAGAGGCGGUACUCCGAGGAGCGAUCAUGAAGAUGAAGUUAUACUGGUGAAUGCUGUGGAGCAGGAAGGGAUUGGAGGGGAGCAGUAUCAAACAAUGUUCCUUAUGUCGUCGGAAGCGGGAGGAGAAUACGAGCUGGUGUUCUUCAGACGGCUUGACGAUGAGUUCAAUAAAGUUGUAAGGUUUUACAGAGAAAAGGUGGAGGAAGUGAGGAAGGAAGCGGAUGAGCUAAGCAAGCAAAUGGAUGCACUUAUAGCUCUCCGGAUAGUCGUAGAGAAGCCUCCAGUGGAUAUCAAUGCCGACCAGACAAGAGAUUCUGCAGCCAUUGAAGCUAAUAAGUCACAUAUGGAUGCAAUACAAGAAAUUGAGAUGAGCGGUGAAGAGGUUGGAGAAGAUGAUGGUGGAACAUCUGCAGGAACUGCGACAAUGGCUGAUCAGAACACAAGGAUUAUUGAAGAGAAGACUAACAACUUCACAGAUUUCAGGCCUGCUCCGUUACACGUGUUGUACGAUGUAAGAGUCAACAUCCAACCUGAAACUCCCAUCUCCACUUUGAAGAACAUUUUGAAGGCAUCAAAUUCUGAACUCAAAUACAGCCGGGCCGAGCUAAGGAAGGCUGAAGAAAGAUUGAGAAAGGCAUUCAUGGAGUUCUAUAGAAAGCUUAGACUUCUCAAGAGUUACUGUUUCUUGAACACAUUGGCAUUUUCCAAGAUCAUGAAGAAAUAUGACAAGAUCACUUCAAGGAAAGCUUCAAGGUCAUACCUAGAGAUGGUUGAUAAGUCUUAUCUUGGAAGCUCAGAUGAGGUUAGUAGACUCAUGGAAAGAACAGAAGCCACAUUCAUAAAGCACUUUGCCAAUGGAAAUAGAAGGAAAGGAAUGAGUGUUUUAAGGCCUCAUGUGAAGCGCGAGAAGCACAGAAUCACAUUUUUUCUUGGCUUGUUCUCGGGCUGUUCAAUAGCAUUAAUUGUAGCUAUUAUUGUUUCUAUACGUGCUAGAAAUCUUCUUCAACACCAAGGGAGUAAUCAGUUUAUGGAAAAUAUAUUCCCACUUUACAGUUUAUUUGGAUUCAUUGUCUUACAUAUGCUCAUGUAUGCUGGGGACAUAUACUUCUGGAGGCGAUACCGCAUAAAUUACCCCUUUAUAUUUGGCUUCAAGCAAGGAACAGAACUUGGUUAUCGAGAAGUUCUCCUCCUUGCUUCAGGCAUUUUUGUACUUGCUUUGGCUGCUGUUCUCUCGCACUUGGAUAUGGAAAUGGACCCUGUAACAAGAACUUAUAAGGUGCUCACCGAGUCAGUUCCAUUGAUCCUGAUUUCUGUUCUGCUAAUAAUAACAUUCUGCCCUCUCAACAUCGUGUAUCGAUCAAGUCGUUUCUUCCUCAUCAGAUGCGCCUGGCACUGCAUCUGUGCUCCUCUUUUUAAAGUGACCCUGCCUGAUUUUUUCUUGGCAGAUCAACUUACCAGCCAGGUUCAGGCCAUCAGGAGCUUUGAAUUCUACAUCUGUUACUAUGGAUGGGGAAACUUCAGACAAAGAUUAAACAAAUGUCAGGACAGUGAUGUGUAUCAAAUCUUUUAUAUAAUUGUAGCAGCAAUCCCAUUCGUUGUUCGGUUACUUCAGUGCCUUCGUCGCUUGUUUGAGGAGAAAGACAAUAGCCAAGGGCUGAAUGGUCUCAACCAUUUCUGCGAAAACAUGAAGUUCGGGAAGGAACUGGCUUCCCAGAAGGUUCAAGAAUGGGGGGAAGCAUACAUUGAUUACAACUCUCUAAAGGGAGUUCUGAAAGAAAUCUCCAGAUUCCAGCGGCGGAAUGCGGCGGCGGCGGCGGCGACGCGCAAGAAUUCAUUGAAGAGAAGGCUGUCAAUGUACCGGGCUUUCAGCGGGUUGACGAAUCGAUUGAGCAUCCCGAGAGGCGGUACACCGAGGAGCGAUCACGAAGAUGAAGUUAUACUGGUGAAUGCUGUGGAGCAGGAAGGGAUUGGAGGGGCGCCGCAGUAUCAGACAAUGUUCCUUAUGUCCUCAGAAGCGGGAGGAGAAUACGAGCUGGUGUUCUUCAGACGGCUUGACGAUGAGUUGAAUAAAGUUGUUAGGUUUUACAGAGAAAAGGUGGAGGAAGUGAGGAAGGAGGCGGAUGAGCUAAGCAAGCAAAUGGAUGCACUUAUAGCUCUCCGGAUCGUCGUAGAAAAGCCUCCGGUGCCGGUGGAUAUCAAUGGCGACCAGAUAAGAGAUUCUGCAGCCAUUGAAGCUAAUAAGUCACAUAUGGAUGCAAUACAAGAAAUUGAGAUGAGUGGUGAAGGAAUGGGUGAGGAGAACACAAGGAUUAUUGAAGAGAAGACGACUAACAAAUUCACAGAUUUCAGGCCUGCUCCAUUACACGUGUUGAACGAUGUAAGAGUCAACAUCCAACCUGAAACUCCCAUCUCCACUUUGAAGAACAUUUUGAAGGCAUCAAACUCUCAACUCAAAUACAGCCGGGCCGAGCUAAGGAAGGCUGAAGAAAGAUUGAGAAAGGCAUUCAUGGAGUUCUAUGGAAAGCUUAGACUUCUCAAGAGUUACUGUUUCUUGAACACAUUGGCAUUUUCCAAGAUCAUGAAGAAGUAUGACAAGAUCACUUCAAGGAAAGCUUCAAGGUCAUACCUAGAGAUGGUUGAUAAGUCUUAUCUUGGAAGCUCUGAUGAGAUUAAGGGUGUGUUUGAAAACUCGAAAAAUGAUUUCAGUGUAUGGCAACAAGAAAAUUUUAAAAUCAAUGGAAAAUAA
Molecule: messenger RNA, 3117 nt
Organism: Ipomoea triloba (trilobed morning glory)
Lineage: Eukaryota; Viridiplantae; Streptophyta; Magnoliopsida; Solanales; Convolvulaceae
Product: phosphate transporter PHO1 homolog 3-like
Exons: 14
Coding region: 139-3117 (992 amino acids)
Biological process (GO): phosphate ion transport; cellular response to phosphate starvation
Cellular component (GO): plasma membrane; Golgi apparatus; cytoplasm
Molecular function (GO): inositol hexakisphosphate binding
Source: RefSeq, a predicted model, not a curated record